AUGCAUUUCAUAAUUCAGAACAUUGAGAAGACAGCUCUACUCUCUAAGCAUAUCAAUCUGCUUACUGCUGAGAUGGAACUUGAGACAGCAGAUCAGAAAAUGCAGGAUUUUGAGAUGCAGGUUAACCUGGCUGAGAGAAAGCAGCAGAAACCCUUCUCUGAGAAGGCAGUGAAGAGAGAUUUUGAAAUGAUUAUUAUCUCAGAUGAGAAGAAGAUGAAGAAGAAGAAGAAUAAGAAAUUACUGAAGAGUUAUCUCUCUACUGCAAUUACUGCAACUUCAUUCAGAAACAUUUAUCAUAAACUGAUCAUAGCUCUGAAGAAAUUUUCUGACAUCUGA
This is a messenger RNA of Blastomyces dermatitidis ER-3, 336 nucleotides long. RefSeq lists its product as uncharacterized. The transcript has 2 exons. NCBI's taxonomy places the organism in Eukaryota, Fungi, Ascomycota, Eurotiomycetes, Onygenales, Ajellomycetaceae. The coding region runs from base 1 to 336 and encodes 111 amino acids. The record is from RefSeq and is a predicted model, not a curated record.